Molecule: messenger RNA, 1946 nt
Organism: Apus apus (common swift)
Lineage: Eukaryota; Metazoa; Chordata; Aves; Apodiformes; Apodidae
Gene: DPT
Product: dermatopontin
Exons: 4
Coding region: 18-617 (199 amino acids)
Biological process (GO): collagen fibril organization
Cellular component (GO): extracellular matrix
Molecular function (GO): extracellular matrix structural constituent
Source: RefSeq, a predicted model, not a curated record
CCAAGAACAUCCCCGGGAUGGACCUCAUCCUUCUCUGUGUGUUCCUGCCUCUGGUGACCAUGGCAUGGGGCCAGUAUGGUGACUAUUACUACGGCCCCUAUAACUAUGGAGAUAAUGAUGAAUGGGUCAACGUGUACCGCCAGGGUUUCAACUUCCAGUGCCCACAUGGGCAGGUGAUUGUGGCCAUCAGGAGUGUUUUCAGCAAGAAGGAAGGCUCUGACAGACUGUGGAACUAUGCCUGCAUGCCAGCAUCCCAGAGCCUCGGUGAGCCGACAGAGUGCUGGUGGGAAGAGAUCAACAGGGCAGGAACGGAAUGGUAUCAAACCUGCUCAAACAAUGGGCUGGUGGCUGGUUUCCAGAGUCAGUAUUUUCCAUCUGUGCUUGACCGUGAAUGGCAAUUCUACUGCUGCCGCUUUAGCCGGAGAUGCUCGUAUUCUUGCUGGUUAACAACAGAAUAUCCUGGACACUAUGGAGAAGAUAUGGACAUGAUGAUGUACACUUACGACUACUACAUCCGUGGGGCAACCACAACAUUCUCUGCUGUGGACAGGGAUCGUCAGUGGAAAUUCAUUGUCUGCAGGAUGACAGACUAUGACUGCCCAUUUCAAAAUGUUUAAAAAGAUGGAGAGUACCAAACUUGGAACGCUGGGGAAAGGACAGGGUAGGAUGGGGGUCAGUAAUUAUUGGAGAAGGGCAAUUAGCCUCACAAAAAUUGUACCAAAACUCGGCAGCUUUCUGCUGAAAAUACAAUUCUUUCCCUCUGGAGCUAUUAAAUAAAUUGUCAGCACAUAUGCUUGCAACAGCGAUUUUGGAGGAUUCCUUCAAGCUACACUGGCAGUUGUAUCCCCCAACUUAAAUUCCUUAUGACAUACACAUUUAUGAUACACAAGUUUAGGGCAUAUGCAUUUACCUUUUUUAUACAUACAUAUAUUCUGAACACGUACAACUUCCUUUCACAUAGCAUACUUGUAUAAACUGCUUCCCAGCAUAGUGACUCCCAGUUAGGUGGAACACACUUGCUACAAGCUUUCCAAAAACCACUAGACUUUUCUGUCAGUACUUGGAACCAACUCAGCACUCCCUACCAGCUUCUCAACAUCCAGUAGCUGAAAGCAGCUGAAAGUGUGCUGAAAGCAGCACCAGGAGGCUUCUGACACACUGCAUCUGGCAUGGCUUGUUACAGCCCUCUGCAUAACUCCAUUGCAAAAAGGGUCUGCCUGCACAGGGGAAUUCCAGGUAUUUACAACACUGGAAGACAUCAAUGCCUGAAUAAAAAGAGAGUAGAUCCAUCAAUAAAAACAGAAUCCUAAACCAGCUUUAAUGAGAGGCUCUUUUAUCUUGUCUUCAAAGUCUCUAAUUACACAGCCACCCAGGAGCUCCGCUCUGGGCAAAUCCAGGAGUAGUUUGGGCUACUCACACUCUCAGUAAAUAUGUAUACUGCAGUUUUCAGGUGGAUUUGGUUUCCACUGUGGGUGCCUGUACAACAUUCAUCUGCCCUUGGUAAUAUAUUCUUGGCUUAGAACAGACAAAUAAAGCCAAUGCCUUAGGUGACCUCAGUUCAUCCAACUUGCAGAUCUCAUUCCUUGUAAAGGAUAAGCUGACCAUGUUUUGAGCCUGCACAGCACUUGUGCAGCUGUAAUUCAACAAAAACAAAUACUUCUACUGAUCUCUACCAGAAGCAUUUGAGGAUUUUUUGGUCUUGAACAAACCGGAACUUCGGGCUCGGUUUCUCAGCUGAUGAAGUCAACAGUAAAUUUAGUGGCUUUGACAGUUCUGGCUGAAGGGCCACAAUGAUCCCAUGUACCAAUUUAAGGUUGCAAAGCUUCACAGGAAACAGUUUCCAGUCAGCUUCCACAUUUCAAGCAUUUUUAACAUAUUCAAUAGCAUACCCUCAAGUGUGAGCAUUAAAACUACACUUGUCCAAUAAAAGAAUAAUAGGUUUUGCA